CGGAAACGCGUUUAAACCUGGGCCCCGCCGCUCGCCGUAGCCGGCGUCUCCAACAUGGCGGUUCCUCAAGAUGUCCACGUCCGGAUCUGUAACCAAGAGAUUGUCAAAUUCGACCUGGAGGUGAAGGCAUUGAUCCAGAUGCUACUAGACAUUAACUGUACACUCAGAGCACGAGCUGUGACAAGAGUGAAGAGAGGGCUGGGAAUGUGGCUCAGCUGAUGCGUUUGCCAGCACUCAUGAAGCCCAGCGUUCCAGUGUCACCUGAAUGGGCGGUGCUGGCUGGAGUACCAGCACUGUGAGGAGGGCUGGCAAGAUCAGAAGUUCAAGGUCAUCUUCACCUGCAUACUGCUCUGCUAAGUGCUUUAUGUGGAUAUAUGAUCUUGAGGUGAGGUGAUGAAAGAAUGGGCACAGAGAACGAUAUUCGAGAUUGUUCAGGACCCUUAAGCGCACUCACUGAACUGAACACCAAAGUGAAAGAGAAGUUUCAACAGUUACGUCACAGGAUACAGGAGCUUGAGCAGUCAGCGAGGGAGCAAGACAAAGAGUCGGAGAAGCAGCUUCUACUUCAGGCAGUGGAGAAUCACAAAAAGCAGAUGCUUAGCAAUCAGACUUCUUGGAGGAAAGCCAAUCUUACCUGCAAAAUUGCCAUCGACAAUCUUGAGAAAGCAGAGCUUCUCCACGGAGGAGAUUCCUUAAGGCAAAGGAAAACCACCAAAGAGAGCCUGGCCCACACGUCUAGUGCCAUCACAGAGAGCCUCAUGGGGAUCAGUAGGAUGAUGUCACAGCAGGUCCAGCAGAGUGAAGAGGCCAUGCAGACUCUAGUCAACUCUUCACGAACUAUCCUGAAUGCAAAUGAAGAAUUUAAGUCCAUGUCUGGGACAAUCCAGCUGGGCCGGAAGCUCAUCACAAAAUACAAGCGCCGAGAACUGACAGACAAACUGCUUAUCUUCCUCGCUCUGGCCCUUUUCCUUGCUACAGUUCUCUAUAUUGUGAAAAAACGCCUCUUUCCAUUUUUGUAAGAUGAGAGGGGUGAGCUUUGGUCCCUGGCACCCCUGAUUCAGGAUCUGUCCAGGCUCUCAAGGGCUGGCCAGGCUGCCAGACUAAGCUGCACUUCCCAGUUUGCUCCUGUUGCUCAGUGGGUUGGAUGGAAGGAAACACAACUCCCUAGUUUUCUGCAAGUGACUGGCUUGGAAAAUGUUAGAGCAGUGGACAAGUGGACAACAGGGUCGCCUACGGGACCAAGGGCCUCCACGCUCACCCAGCUGUCAAGCACUUUGGCUCUCACAUAGAACACUUCAAGCCUGGGAUUUGAUGCUCCUCCCCCUCCUUGUCCUACUGAGGCUGAGGUAUAAGUGCCAUGUCUGGUGGAGGGGAGAGAGGGUGAAAACUUAUGGCCAUUCCCGGAAUAAACUUGAUUGUGUUUAAUAAAAUGAAGUUCGUCUAAUUUUACAAGAUA
Nannospalax galili (Upper Galilee mountains blind mole rat) is the source of this 1456-nucleotide messenger RNA. RefSeq names its product BCL2 interacting protein 1 (gene Bnip1). Gene Ontology annotation, cellular component: SNARE complex; endoplasmic reticulum. The record is from RefSeq and is a predicted model, not a curated record. Gene Ontology annotation, molecular function: SNAP receptor activity. The transcript is spliced from 8 exons. Lineage: Eukaryota; Metazoa; Chordata; Mammalia; Rodentia; Spalacidae. Bases 402 to 1019 code for a protein of 205 amino acids. Gene Ontology annotation, biological process: retrograde vesicle-mediated transport, Golgi to endoplasmic reticulum.